AUGAGAAGAGCGAGCGGUUUCGUUCUUUCCGCCAUCCGUAGAAGUAGAACCUCCUUUGCGCGCCGUCACGGCAACUUCUGCACAACGCCUCUUCCUCUCCCGCAGAUGGACCAUCAGUCAGACUCAGAGCGUUACGAUUUCAAUCCCAUUCUUCGUUGGAACCCCGAGGUCGAGCGUUACUUCAUCCACGCCUACGGCGCUGACCACUUCUCUCGCAUUUCUGCAGCUCUUACAUAUCCGUCCCGGUAUUCUUGCAUCCGGGUCAAUUCGCUGAAGACGACGAGCGACGCCGUCAUUGAGAAGCUACAAGGAAUUAUAGGGGAAACUGAGGUUGAGGGGGAUCAGGACGAAGUAAAAUGUGGUGGAAAGGCAAGCGCAGGGAGUCCUUUAGAGGAAAGCUGGAAAGAUGGCCGAAUUACCAAGUGCAAGAUACCUGGAUUGGAUUACGUUGUGUUUGUCAAAGGCUCCGGACCAUGCGCAAUUGAUUAUGGCUGCGCAUCUGGUGCUCCUCCUAAGGAGGUGAUUGUGAGCAGGAAAUGUGCCGAAGCCGUUCUACGUGGUGCUCAGGUGUAUGUUCCUGGUGUGCUGGCUUGUAGCGCUCAUGUUGAAAAAGGAGAUACAGUUGCAGUUUCCGUUGCUUUGGAACAGCGGAUGGCUGAUGGUGGAUGGGCCACUGGCAUUACUCGUGGGACAGUUUUACAAGGACUGCAGACAGAUCCUCAUUAUUCUGAAAGAAGAGGACUAUAUAUUGGCCAAGGUAAAGCAAUGCUGUCGAGAGCUGGGUUAUUCCGUGUUACAGAAGGAAUUGCUGUAGAUAUGAAUAAUCGGGUGUUUAAGCUCCCCUCUUUCCAUGAUGUGCUUGAGGGGGAAAUAUUUCUUCAGAACCUGCCCAGCAUAGUUGCUGCUCAUGCUCUUGAUCCUAAAAAGGGUGAACGCAUACUUGACAUGUGUGCUGCGCCAGGAGGAAAGACCACUGCAAUUGCAAAUCUUAUGGAAGAUGAGGGAGAAGUAGUAGCAGUUGAUAGAUCUCACAAUAAGGUGUUAGAUAUUCAGAAUCUAGCUGCUGAAAUGAGCUUGACAUGCAUAACAACUUACAAGUUAGAUGCUCUUAAAUCUAUAUCCCGAGCAAAUGAAUCCAUAGACAGUGGUGUGCCGCAAAUUUCCAAUUCUGUGACCCCUACUGAGAAGCAAAUGUCAGUGCAUGAUGGGUUAUGUGGUGAUAAGAAUUGUGUUGGUAAUGGAAAUGUUUUCAGGGAUGGGAAAAUUGACAACAGCUAUGUGAGCCAAGCUCAUAUCAGAAAGAACAAGAGGCGAAUGAAGAAUGGGCCUGGGAAAAAUCAUAGUGUAGGUGGUCGUGUUGAGAAUUCAAAAGGUUUCUCUCCUGGCAGUUUUGAUCGAGUUCUGCUUGAUGCUCCUUGUUCUGCUCUAGGUUUGAGGCCUCGACUUUUUGCUGGAGAGGAUACAAUAGAAUCUCUAAGAAACGAUGCAACCUAUCAGAGGAAAAUGUUUGACCAAGCUGUUAAACUAGUUCGCCCUGGUGGAGUGAUUGUGUAUUCGACGUGCACAUUGAAUCCUGGUGAGAAUGAAGCAUUGGUACGAUAUGCUUUGGACACCUAUAAAUUUCUCUCGUUAGCUCCUCAGCAUCCAAGAAUCGGAGGACCUGGUCUUGUUGGUCGUUAUGAAUUUCCAGAUGGGUAUAUCGAGGAGUGGUUAAAGCCUGGGGAGGAAGAAUAUGUUCAGAGAUUUGACCCGUCGGCUCCUCUCGACACCAUUGGGUUUUUCAUCGCUAAGUUUUCAGUUGGCUCCAAUAGCAAUGUCUAA
Molecule: messenger RNA, 1821 nt
Organism: Linum trigynum
Lineage: Eukaryota; Viridiplantae; Streptophyta; Magnoliopsida; Malpighiales; Linaceae
Source: the annotation of a GenBank genome assembly